CGAAUCCGUGUUUUUUCUUUAAUUCAGAUUAAUCUCAUCAGAUCAUGAUUGAUUUAUAUGUUACUACAUGUCUUCUUUCUUCACUGCUCCUCAUUCUGGGAUAUUUUUAGGCUCACCUCCCGCUACGUCUGGAGGGACACCAACUAAUAGACUUCACUGAAGGUGGAAGCUGAUUGACGUCAUAGCAUCUGUACCGUGACGUGUUAUCGAACACCCCUCCCCCAGACGUGAACGCACACGCGCACACCCAGACGCACGCGCACUCUCGAUCCAUCACUAAGUGUUUCCUUGACGGGAUAAAAACGCGCAUUGGAAAAAAAAAUCGCACAUCACCACCAAUCUCGGAACAGAUUUACCAGUUAGGUGUUUUUACGAGAACGUCCAACCUGUGCUGUGUGAUUUUUUUUUUUUUUACCUCCCUCAUCUGAUUUAAUUUCCUCUGAAAUGGAAUUGAGAUGUCGUCCCGCGGUGAUGUGUUGUUUUCUCGCCGUCCUCUCUUCCGUGAUUCCACGCUCCGUGGGCUCGCCUUACGUGGACAGACAGUAUCUGAACGAGUGGGCCGUCGAGAUCCCGGGUGGACUGGAUGCCGCGGCGGAGAUCGCCCGGGAGCUGGACUACCAAUUGGUCCGACAGAUUGGGGCCUUGAAGGACCAUUUCUUGUUCAGACAUCGCAAACAUCCCCGCAGGAUGAAGCGAAGCGCCACGCACGUCACCAGGCAGCUGUCGGAGGAUGAUCGGGUGUUGUGGGCAGAGCAGCAGUAUGAGAAACGGCGCAGCAAGCGAGCUUCCAUUGGGCAGUGCAGGGACUGCCCGGCAGACAAGCUGUUUGAUGAUCCCAUGUGGAACCAGCAGUGGUACCUGCAAGACACACGCACGUCGUCGGCCCUGCCUAAGCUGGACCUGCACGUCAUCCCGGUGUGGCAGAAAGGCAUCACGGGCAGAGGGGUGGUCAUCACUGUUCUGGAUGACGGACUGGAAUGGAAUCACACAGACAUCUACUCCAACUAUGAUGCAGCAGCCAGCUAUGACUUCAAUGACAACGACGCCGACCCGUUCCCCAGAUACGACGCCACCAAUGAAAACAAGCAUGGGACCAGAUGUGCCGGUGAGAUCGCCAUGCAAGCAGACAACAAUAAAUGCGGCGUUGGCGUGGCCUUCAAUUCCAAAGUUGGAGGCAUUCGUAUGCUGGAUGGGAUUGUGACGGAUGCCAUCGAGGCCAGCUCGAUCGGCUUCAAUCCAGAGCACGUGGACAUCUACAGUGCUAGUUGGGGACCCAAUGACGAUGGCAAAACCGUCGAGGGUCCAGGUCGUCUGGCUCAAAAAGCCUUUGAAUACGGCAUCCAGAAGGGCCGAGGCGGGAAGGGCUCAAUCUUUGUUUGGGCAUCAGGUAACGGUGGCCGCCAGGGGGAUAACUGUGACUGUGAUGGCUACACAGACAGCAUCUACACUAUCUCAAUCAGCAGCGCCUCCCAGCAGGGCUUGUCUCCGUGGUACGCUGAAAAGUGCUCCUCCACACUGGCUACAGCGUACAGCAGUGGAGACUACACAGACCAGAGGAUUACCAGCGCUGAUCUACACAAUGAGUGCACUCAGACUCACACCGGAACGUCUGCGUCCGCACCGCUAGCUGCGGGAAUAUUUGCCUUGGCACUGGAACAAAAUCCAGAUCUGACCUGGAGAGACCUGCAGCACAUUGUGGUCUGGACGUCAGAGUUCGAUCCCUUGGCCAAUAAUCCAGGUUGGAAGAGGAAUGGAGCGGGUCUCAUGGUCAACAGCCGCUUUGGUUUUGGACUUCUCAAUGCCAAAGCCUUGGUUGACCUCGCUGACCCUGCUACGUGGAAGCAUGUGCCAGAAAAAAAGCAAUGCAUUGUGAGGGAUGACUCUUUCCAGCCCAGGAAUUUGAAAGCAGCAGGGGAGACCACCAUAGAGAUUCCAACUAAAGCCUGCGCGGGGCAGGAGAACUCCAUUGGCUCACUGGAGCAUGUGCAGGUGGAGGCGAGCAUUGAAUACACCAGGAGAGGCGAUCUCCAUAUCACACUUACCUCACCAGCUGGCACCAGCACAGUGCUGCUCGCUGAGCGUGAGCGUGACACGUCCUCCAACGGUUUUAGAAAUUGGGAUUUCAUGUCUGUCCACACAUGGGGUGAAGACCCUUCUGGUACUUGGACCAUCAAGAUAACUGACACCUCGGGCCGUAUGGAGAAUGAGGGUCGGAUCUUGAGCUGGAAGCUGAUUCUCCACGGAACAUCCGAGAAGCCGGAGCACAUAAAGAAGCCUCGAGUGUAUAUUCCCUACAAUGCUGUGCAGAAUGACCGGCGUGGUGUGGAACAUAUGGAUGACAUGAUGGUGGAACCCACUCGGGCCCCUCCACCUAUGAAGACUAAAACACAAGCCUUAGCUGCUUCUGACGCACUCAAGAAAGCCCAAAAGCCAGCAACGCCCCCAUACUCCCCCACACAGGCCUUGCUGCAUCUCCUGCAGACAGCCUUCAACAGGCAAAGCCCCACCGUCCAGCAGCCCCCAACAGCCGGGGGGAGGCAGCAUCCUGGAAGGGGGUCCUCCCUCCUGGCAACGCGAAUCCCCCCACAGAAGCUGUACCAAGCUCUGGACAUGAUCGACAAGUACGCUGGCCCGGGGCACAGUGUCUACAGUGACUAUAGCGAUGGCUUCUACAGCGCCAAGCCAUACAGGCAUAGAGAUGACCGCCUGCUGCAGGCCCUGUUUCAGAUGAUAGAUGAUGACCAGAAAUGAGAGAGACGGCAAGUGAGAGCGAGAGAGGAUACAACAGUGUGCUUGUGUAUUGGUUGGGAAGUAGAGGGAUGUGGCAAAAAAAAAAAAAAAUGAAAAGAGAAUAAAAUUGGGAAUAUAAGGGGAAAAAAAAGGACCUCAAAGGUCUUAUAUUGGGUUCUGCAGGUUGACCCCCAAAUCCUCCAUAUUUACUCUCUAUGUCAUAUAUAUAUUAUUUAUUUUGCUAACCGGUGACUUAUUCUCAGGAUAUCCACAAACCUUUCUCAAAGCCUAUGUUGACAAAACAUACAUUCUACUAUAUGGUGAAACAACACAGAGAGAACAACUGUUCUGUCUGACUAUUUAAAGCUCUGGCCUCCCUUCUGGAAAAACAAAACAAUUAAGAGUAGCUACAUGUUUAAACUAAGUGAAAAAAAAUCAUACAAAAACAACGUAACCUUCUUUUGCAUUUUUAUUUUCUCAAACUGCAAUGCUGCAUUCAAAGACGUAUUUUUCUAAGGAUUCUCAUAUUUUACGGAAAGAAUAUAUAUAAAACCCGAAAACAGUUGAUUUCGCUUGAUUAGCGCAACAUCAGCGUGGCGAGAAUAGGAACACGGCCGAAUGGUUUUCGAGCUUUUGUGUCUUUCAGUGAAAAGAGAUGUUGAUUGUUCUGCAUCUGUAACCGUAUUUGUCAAAUAUAAGCCGUUCUUUGUGUUGCAGUACUCAUUUCACUGAAAGCACUACUCUGGUACUACAGGACCUAUUUGAUAGGAAACGUCAGCUGUGGGAUAGAGACUUUGCUUGACAACCUGCAAGCUCAUCUGUCUGCAGUGCAUUCAAGUUGUAUUAUUGUUACUAUUACAGGACAGCAGCAUUCAUCUCCACGUAGUGAGCUAUUUUAACUCUUUCAUGCACCAAUAAUGAUAACCUGUAACCUGGUAACAUGAUAAGUUGUGUCUGUAGUGACCGCUGUCCCUGAAAGGGUUAAAGCAUCUUUUGCAAGUUUUAUGUAAUUAUUUUUUAUUUGUACCGAGUGAGCUUUCAUGCAGAGUCUCUAUACCCCAGUGUGAAACUGCCAGCCCCGCUUCCCUGCCAAUCAGGCGAAAGGAAAAGGAUGAUAUUUGGGGAAAAUGCUGCAUUGUAAAUUACCUCGAGAGCGUAGCUGAAAUUUUGCUCGUUUAUGUUUGUUUGUUUGUUUUUGGCUGAUGCUUCCGUUCCGAAUUGUUUGCACAAAUCAAUAUUAUGUUGCAAUUUCUGUCAUGGAUGUACAAAAAAAUAAGAGAUUUAUCGUUAAAUAAACUGCAAAUUAAC
Hippocampus comes (tiger tail seahorse) is the source of this 4038-nucleotide messenger RNA. It is a transcript of the gene pcsk1, whose product is annotated as proprotein convertase subtilisin/kexin type 1. Gene Ontology annotation, biological process: peptide hormone processing. The record is from RefSeq and is a predicted model, not a curated record. Gene Ontology annotation, molecular function: serine-type endopeptidase activity. The transcript has 14 exons. Bases 445 to 2751 code for a protein of 768 amino acids. Lineage: Eukaryota; Metazoa; Chordata; Actinopteri; Syngnathiformes; Syngnathidae. Gene Ontology annotation, cellular component: membrane; neuron projection.